GCAGGGGGCGGAAGUUAGUGCUCCCACAUUACAAGGAAAAACGAAGCUAUCGAUGGGGAUUAAACUGUAACGUCUAUGGUCAUACUCAUCGACCCCGCGUUCAAACGGAAUGAAUUACAUCCAUUGGGUUUAUUCCUUGACUUAAUGCGCAGUAAAGGAGGUUAAUGUCGCAGACAGCUGGUAGUUUCUGGGACAAGCCAAAGCUACGAGCAGAAAUAGAGGUUUGACGACCACGGCCAGUGUGAAGGAGCCCUGCUGCAGGGCAGUCUGCGUGUGUGUGCGUUUCUGGUUUUGUAUGUUAAUGAGUGAGUGGCAUAGAAGCUGGGGAUUGUAACGUGAUGCCAAAAUGCUGCUGUCUCUGGGAAUGCUGAUGCUCUCCGCCACGCAGAUUUAUACCAUCUUCACCGUCCAGCUUUUCGCCUUCCUUAAUCUGCUGCCCGUGGAGGCUGACAUCGCUGCUUACUCAUUUGAUAACAAAACUGAAACGUUUGACGACAUGCCUGCACGGUUUGGCUACCGGCUUCCCGGUGAUGGACUGAAGGGCUUCCUGAUUGGUGCCCGACCUGAGAAUGCGUGCCAGCCCAUCGAACCUCCUCCCAGGGAAAACCUGACGGGCGCUUUCAUCGUCCUCAUCAAGCGAUUUGACUGCAACUUUGACAUGAAGGUCCUCAAUGCACAGAAGGCUGGAUAUAAGGCAGCCAUUGUUCACAAUGUGGACUCUGAUGAAUUGAUCAGCAUGGGAUCCAACGACUUGGAUUUCCUGAAGCAGAUAGUCAUUCCCUCUGUAUUUGUGAGCGAGCUGACCGCCAAUACUCUCAGAGACGAUUACUUGUACGACAAAGGAGGACACUUGGUCCUGAUCCCAGACUUCAGCCUGCCUCUGGAAUACUACCUGAUCCCCUUCCUCAUCAUAGUGGGAAUCUGCCUCAUCCUCAUUAUUGUUUUCAUGAUCACCAAGUUUGUCCAGGAUCGCCGCAGAGCUCGGAGGAGCCGUCUGCAGAAGGAUCAGCUGAAGAAGCUUCCCAUCCACAAGUUUAAGAAAGGAGAUAACUAUGACGUCUGUGCCAUCUGCCUGGAUGAAUAUGAGGAUGGAGAUAAACUCAGAGUCCUGCCGUGCUCUCAUGCCUAUCACAGCAAGUGUGUGGACCCCUGGCUAACCAAAACCAAGAAGACAUGUCCUGUGUGCAAGCAGAAGGUGGUCCCCUCACAGGGCGACUCAGAUUCGGAUUCAGAGGAGGGGGACAGCGGCCCCGAUGAGAACGAGGAGGUCUCUGAAAGCACGCCCCUGCUCCGCUCCCAGGCCUCCACCAGCGCCCACUCCUUUGGCACCAUGUCGGGAGCGUCGCCCUCUGAGCAGGACCAGGACUCCUCCGAGUACGAGGACGAAGAGCUGGACAGCAGCGACAGCGAGGAGGAGGUUACCGUGGAGACGGUGGUGGUGCAGAUGCAGCAGCCGUGCUCCGACGAGCACGAUUUGCCCCGAGCUUGACCGGCACGCUUAGCCGACCUCACAUUUACAGAGACUUUAUAGGGGGCCCGAAACAGAUCUGUCAUCUCCGUUCUUCUGUCACUGCUUAUGUCAUACUCCUAUCUUUAGGAGUUCAAUCACACACCGAUGUUUUAACCUGAUUGUGGAUGAAGGGUUGCAACACAAGCCGCCCUGCCGAGUUGAAAGGACUUCAGUACAGCAGACUGCUACACAGUAUUGUAUUUAUUCCUGGAAAAGAACAGAGGUUCCAGACGCACUCAGACGCCUGACAGAGAGCAGCAUACAUACUGUCUGUAUAUAUUAAGAGUAAAUCACAAUAAGCUCCAGGUUAACCCUUGAUUAUCUUCAGUCCUACUUGUAUAUACAUCGUAGAUACACAUUCAUAGAAGAUCGUCCUAAACGGAACCACUAUGCAGCACUCACAUUUCAACUCACAGUAAUACUGUGUUGCCAUUUUAUUUCUAGCCUGACGUCUUGCAGGAGUUUAGGUGCGGCCAUGUUUUUGUGCCACAGUUUCUGUUCUGACUGACAUGUAGGCGAAGCAGAAGACUGGAUAGAUUGACUCAUUUAAGGAAAGAACAGUAAAAAAAAAUGUGCUUUCUAUGAGGCAUCACCACAUUUUCUGUUAAAAUGUUCCGCGCUACCUGUGGAAAAUUAGUUUGGCUGCUGCAGACGCUUUUAUUUUUUAAACAUACUGCUAAAUGAACCUUAGGAACUCGUUCUGAUAUGGUUUGUAGGGAAAGCGCAGGGUUCUUCUGUCAUCCACAAAAUGACAGUUUCUGUUGCCUUUUUAGUUGUAUAUUUGUCUUUUCUUCCUGCGCAUGUACAUCUGUUCUCAAAAAAACCAUGUCAAUAAAUGAACCCUGAAAAAUGUAAA
Molecule: messenger RNA, 2366 nt
Organism: Girardinichthys multiradiatus
Lineage: Eukaryota; Metazoa; Chordata; Actinopteri; Cyprinodontiformes; Goodeidae
Gene: rnf13
Product: ring finger protein 13
Exons: 10
Coding region: 347-1489 (380 amino acids)
Biological process (GO): ubiquitin-dependent protein catabolic process; protein ubiquitination; positive regulation of DNA-templated transcription
Cellular component (GO): nucleoplasm; cytoplasm
Molecular function (GO): ubiquitin protein ligase activity; zinc ion binding
Source: RefSeq, a predicted model, not a curated record